This is a messenger RNA of Cryptococcus wingfieldii CBS 7118, 1275 nucleotides long. RefSeq lists its product as hypothetical. NCBI's taxonomy places the organism in Eukaryota, Fungi, Basidiomycota, Tremellomycetes, Tremellales, Cryptococcaceae. Gene Ontology annotation, molecular function: beta-glucosidase activity. The record is from RefSeq and is a predicted model, not a curated record. Gene Ontology annotation, biological process: glucan catabolic process. Bases 1 to 1275 code for a protein of 424 amino acids. The transcript is spliced from 6 exons.
AUGUGUAAACCUCGCUGGGGGCAAUCCAGAAGAUGUAUCAACAUCAUCAUCAACAAUGGCACCGUGAGCGAAGCUAGGAUCGACGAUAUGUCUCAGAGGAUUAUGGCGGCGUACUUUUUGCUGGGUCAGGAUGAGGACUAUCCCGAGAUCAGCUUUGAUUCGUUCAGGCUGUCUGGGUCGAACAUGUCCCAUGUUGAUGUCCGAGGUGAUCAUCACAAGUUGAUCCACCACAUCGGUGCCUCUUCCACCAUCCUGCUCAAGAACGAGAACAACACCCUCCCCUUGUCUACUCCUCGCUCUGUCGCCCUCAUCGGCUCCGACCUCGCCCCUCCCACUGAUGGCGCGAACGGCUUCACCGACCGAGGCGGUAUCGGCGGGCACACCGCCAUGGGCUGGGGUUCGAAUUCCGGUUCCGCCGAGUUCCCAUAUCUCGUCGACCCUCUCCUCUAUGCCAUCUCGCGCGGCGCGGAAGUCGCCAUUGUGGGCGUGCAUGCGCACUCGGGAGAAGAGUACAUCACAGUAGACGGUAACGUCGGAGACCGAAACAGCUUGACGCUCUGGGCCAACGGGGACAACCUCGUCCAGGCUGUAGCUUCUACCAACAACAACACUAUCGUCGUCGUCCACUCCCCUGGGCCUAUCAUCAUCGAGUCGUGGAUCGACCACCCCAACGUCACUGCUGUCCUCUGGGCCGGUCUUCCUGGUCAAGAGUCUGGUAAUGGCCUCGUCGACGUGCUUUGGGGCGACUACAACCCCUCGGCUCGACUUCCCUACACCAUCGCCAAAGACAGGGCAGACUACUCUGCUGACAUUGUCUAUACCAACUCUGAAUACCCCGUCCAGCCCCAGAUCGACUACACCGAGGGUCUUAACAUCGACUACCGACAUUUCUUGUCCGAGGGUAUUGAGCCGAGGUUCGCUUUCGGCUAUGGGCUGUCUUACACCAGCUUUGAGCUUUCGAACUUGAGUGUGGGCGCUAUCGAGGGAGCCGGAGAUUUGGAGAAGAGGGAUGUUUUGUUGAACCCUCCUCAGGUGGAUGAGACCCCUGCGGAGGAGACUGUGGAGAUUGGCAAAUUUGUCUUCAAAUCUCUCCACAAGCCUCGAUGGUCCCUCAACUCUGUCUACCCCGAAAGCGCUGGUGAGCCUCCCAAGGUUCUGCGUGAUUUUGCCAGAAUCAACCUCGACCCGGAGCCACCCAAAUUGUCUCUUGGAACCUCUCCCAAUACGACUUCUCCAUCUGGGAUGUUGAGAGCCGGGCAAGUGUGUGGCGGAUGA